AUGAAUUUGGUGAUCUCUAGUUUCGCGAAGAGCAUCUACGAUCUGGUCUAUGAGAUCUACUGGGCCUGCACCAAACAAGAAGCUGUGGAAACUCUACAACGCCUUCAUCGCUACUCUCUCGUCCGAUGCAAUCAGGAUGACGAAAGUGGUUGCAAUUUCUUCUCAGUACCUAAUAUCCAACUAGAUCUUCUCCGAACUACUGUUCCAACUAGGAAACAACAGGCCCUUCACUGCCAAUUCGUGGACAAUUACAAAGCUCGCUUCAGCGGCAAAUGGAACCAACUAGCCGAUUUCAAGCUAAUCCACACCUACUUCUGUCGGUCAGUAGGUGAGCAUAUGCUCAAAGGUGGUCGACUGUUUGCUCUAGUUGACCUUCUGACUGACCUCCAGUUCAUUUGUGCUCGUCUACUGGUUCUUGGUUCUUCAACAGUUCUUGCAGAUUUUAGGCGAUAUCGACCUGUCUUUCAACGAGUUGGUCGCAUUACUGAUUGGCACAUGUAUCUUCAUUUCCUCCAAACCACUGCCUACCAGCUAAUAAAUCCCGAUCGUCGAGUUCGUGAACUCCAUCGUCGUGCUCGCUCUCCCACACGUCCCGGCUCCCUCUGUGACAUGGGUACUGAUAGCGGAGGUCACAGUAGAAGUAUUGGUGCUAUCGGUGGCGUCAAAAUUCCCUGUGCCGCUGGUUUUCAAUGUUCCGCUUUAAAGCAAAGCAUGACCCCCGACACCCCUUCAAUGGGAGGUUUUGCUGGGAUGCAUGGCCAAUUCUAUCACCACAGCUCACCUUCUCCACCCACAUUCCGACGUAGUGAUACUGUGGAUCGACAACGUGGAGUCAGCGUGAGGAAGCCACGUAAGGAUUUGAUGGUGAAAGGAUUGGAUUUGCUUCAACUUGGCCUCAUGUUCCCUCAUGAUAAUGCCGUAUUUCAACAGUCGCUAAAUAUACUCAAAGCGGCAGAUGCGGCUGCAUUGAAGGCGAAUAUGGCUCCGACGCUGAGGUACUACUGGUAUUGGAGCAAUAGCAACAGUGCAGACUCCGAGCUUGUGUGGGCCACAAGAACGGGAAAGGAUCGGAUAACUGCAAUUGCUCAUGAAACCAACUACUCUUCACUUCCACCCUCACUUCGCCGUCGAACGAAAAGCAGCGAGGAUCGCUCCGUAAAUCGACGAUUUGUAGGUACCUCAGAUGGUCGUAUCAUUAUUCUUGACGUUACUUCGGGCUAUGAAGUCGCUGUUCAUCAGGUACAUAAGCCUUCGGUUGCUGUUAUGGCAAUUUCUCUUUUACCGGGUAACCAGUUCUGUCUAUCUUGCGGUGCAGAUGGUAGAAUGAUAAACCUUCAUCAGCAUUCAGUUUGGACGUAG
Rodentolepis nana is the source of this 1359-nucleotide messenger RNA. NCBI's taxonomy places the organism in Eukaryota, Metazoa, Platyhelminthes, Cestoda, Cyclophyllidea, Hymenolepididae. The record is from the annotation of a GenBank genome assembly.